Molecule: messenger RNA, 4360 nt
Organism: Sus scrofa (pig)
Lineage: Eukaryota; Metazoa; Chordata; Mammalia; Artiodactyla; Suidae
Gene: MCTP2
Product: multiple C2 and transmembrane domain containing 2
Biological process (GO): regulation of neurotransmitter secretion
Cellular component (GO): synaptic vesicle membrane
Molecular function (GO): calcium ion binding
Source: RefSeq, a predicted model, not a curated record
CGAGGAAGUUGGGCGGCCCGGUUCGAUGCCCCCGCCCCCGCCGCGUCCUGGAGGCUCCCAGCGCGUGCGAGGGACGGAGGUGGCGGCGGCGGGGUCCGGGUAGGUGAGGGGCGUGCGACGGACCCUCUUCAGUCCCUGGGACGCAGCCUCGGACAGGCGGUCACUGACGUGUCUCAUAGAGACACACUCUUUCCCAGAGUGUCUUCCUGGGUCUUCAUGCAGCCAUGGAUCUGGACAAACCGUCUGUCUGGGGCUCAUUAAAACAGCGGACCAGGCCUUUGUUAAUCAACCUGAGCAAGAGGAAGGUGAAAAAGAACUCAAACAAACCCCUGGACUUAAGGGCCAGGCAUUGUCUGGACCGCCGCCUUAGCCUCUCUGUCCCUGACCUCCUGGAGGCCGAGGCCUUGGCCCCGGAGGGGCGGCCAUACUCCGGUCCCCAGUCAUCCUACACCUCGGUGCCCAGCAGCCUGUCAACUGCAGGGAUCUUCCCCAAAAGUAGUAGUAGCUCCUUGAAACAGUCUGAAGAAGAAUUGGAUUGGAGUCAGGAGGAAGCGGGCCACCACCAUGUUGUGGAAACGGACUCUGAGGAGACCUACGUCUCGCCCGCCGAGGACAGGAGGGCGUCCAGCAAUGGCAUCUUUGAUCUGUUCCAGAAAACCCCCCUUGGAGAGGAUGGACCAGAAGAGUCAGAGAAGCUCUGUGGAAGCACUGAUCUGAAUGCUUCUCUGACAUCUCAGCAUUUUGAAGAGCAAUCUGUGAGUGACAAUCCUUCAAAACAGACAAACACUACAGUAAAUACUACUCUCAGGGAAGCCGGUGAUGGCUUGAGUCACCUGCCCAGCCCCUUUGCCUACCUCCUCACCAUACACUUGAAGGAAGGCCGGAACCUGGUCAUCCGGGAUCGCUGCGGCACGAGUGAUCCUUAUGUGAAAUUUAAGCUGAAUGGGAAGACUCUGUACAAAAGUAAAGUCAUAUACAAGAACUUGAAUCCAGUUUGGGAUGAGAUAGUUGUAUUGCCAAUCCAAAGCCUUGAUCAAAAGCUCCGUGUAAAGGUGUAUGAUAGAGAUUUAACUACAUCUGAUUUCAUGGGUUCUGCAUUUGUCAUUCUGAGCGAUCUUGAACUUAACAGAACGACUGAACACAUUUUAAAAUUGGAAGAUCCAAACAGUUUAGAAGAUGACAUGGGAGUGAUUAUAUUAAAUCUGAACCUAGUAGUAAAACAGGGUGAUUUCAAGAGACAUCGUUGGUCAAAUCGGAAGCGGUUAAGUGCCAGCAAGUCCUCUUUGAUACGCAACCUACGGCUCUCAGAGUCCUUGAAAAAGAACCAACUCUGGAACGGGAUUAUAAGUAUAACUUUGUUGGAAGGAAAGAAUGUCUCAGGAGGAAGCAUGACAGAGAUGUUUGUCCAGUUAAAACUGGGAGAUCAGAGGUAUAAAAGUAAGACACUGUGUAAGAGUGCAAAUCCGCAGUGGCGGGAACAGUUUGACUUUCACUACUUCUCUGACAGGAUGGGCAUUUUGGACAUUGAAGUGUGGGGAAAGGACAGCAAAAAGCACGAGGAACGUCUGGGCACGUGUAAAGUGGAUAUCUCAGCGCUCCCGCUCAAGCAAGCCAACUGCUUGGAGCUGCCCCUGGAGAGCUGCCCGGGGACUCUCCUGAUGCUCAUCACCCUCACGCCCUGUGCGGGAGUCUCAGUCUCAGAUCUGUGUGUGUGCCCCUUGGCAGACCCCAGCGAAAGGAAGCAGAUCGCCCAGCGAUUUUGCUUACAGAACUCCCUGAAAGAUAUGAAGGACGUCGGCCUUUUACAAGUGAAGGUUUUAAAGGCGGUAGAUCUCUUAGCAGCAGAUUUCUCAGGGAAGAGCGAUCCCUUUUGCUUGUUGGAGUUAGGAAAUGACCGGCUUCAGACACAUACCAUUUACAAAAACCUCAACCCUGAGUGGAACAAAGUUUUUACAUUUCCCAUUAAAGAUAUCCAUGAUGUUUUGGAAGUGACAGUGUUUGAUGAAGAUGGAGAUAAACCUCCCGAUUUUCUUGGAAAAGUUGCCAUUCCUUUGUUGUCUAUUCGAGAUGGACAAACAAACUGUUACGUAUUGAAGAAUAAAGAUUUAGAACAAGCUUUUAAAGGAGUUAUUUACUUGGAGAUGGACCUCAUAUAUAACCCGAUCAAAGCAAGUAUUCGGACCUUUACUCCCAGAGAAAAGCGCUUCACUGAAGAUAGCCGCAAGCUGUCCAAAAAGAUCUUAUCAAGAGAUGUAGACCGUGUGAAAAGAAUCACCAUGGCAAUAUGGAAUACAAUACAGUUCCUUAAAAGCUGCUUCCAGUGGGAAUCCACAGUGAGAAGUACAGUAGCAUUCAUGGUGUUUUUAGUCACUGUCUGGAAUUUUGAACUGUACAUGAUCCCACUGGCAUUAUUGCUGCUCUUUGUCUACAAUUUCAUCAGACCCACGAAAGGGAAGGUUGGCAGCAUCCAGGAAAGCCAGGAGAGCACAGACGUAGAUGAGGAGGAAGAUGACGAUGACAAGCCCCCUCAUAUGAUACCAGAUGAGAAUCCUGCUGCAAGCCAAAGACACAUGCUGGAAUCUGAGAAAAAGGGCUUAAUUGAAAGAAUCUAUAUGGUACAGGAUAUUGUUUCAACCGUCCAGAACAUCUUGGAGGAAGUAGCUUCUUUUGGAGAAAGAAUUAAAAACACAUUUAACUGGACGGUCCCAUUCCUUUCAUUCCUGGCCUGUUUGAUACUGGCAGUGGCCACCAUCACUUUGUAUUUCAUUCCACUCCGGUACAUCAUUUUAAUCUGGGGCAUAAAUAAAUUCACGAAGAAGCUUCGAAAUCCCUAUGCCAUCGACAAUAAUGAGCUACUCGACUUCCUCUCCAGGGUACCAUCUGAUGUUCAAAAGGUGCAGUACGCGGAACUGAAGCCCUGCAGCAGCCAGAGCCCCCUUCGGAAGAAGCGCAGUGCGCUCUAGGACACACGCGACUUUGGCCGCCAGCACCCGAUUCCAUGUUGGGUUGAUUAGACCAGUGUCCCCUCUCGUUGCGUGGUAUCUGUGCUGUCGUUCUAAAACAUGUGCCGAGUGGAACCCUCUCUGUAUUCCCCCCUUCUUCACAUCACAGAUGCACACACAUGUGUGCACAUCCAUGUGCAUGGGCGUCCUGGUUGCAUCUCGAAUCAACCCAGCAAAAAGAAACCAUCCGGAGACUGUGAAAGACUAGCAUCCCUUCUCAAAAGACUAACAUCUCUUCUCAAAUGGGAGAUAAAGCAAGGAAGGCUUCCCUGGGUCUGAGCAUCCUCCUUGAAAACAGCCAGGAGGCCACUUGGAUUCAAGCAUGACUUUGAACUUGUUUUCACACCUCCCACGGAUUCUCAUUAAGAUUCAGUUAGUUCCAUGCCCCACCGCACCCCCACCCCCACUCCUUUCAGAUGACUAUUCACGAGUCAGUUUUUUUCUCUGAGUUCACAAGUCUUUGAUAGCCACCAUCUACCCAAAGAAUGUAUAUUAUAAAUAGAUUUUUUUAAAUAAUUACCAGGAUUAGCCCAGUUCUUUGGGGAUCUUUCAACCGAGACUACGAAAGACCUACGUGUAAAAUGUCAGUAAGCUGCUGGGUGCUGGAUGCCAGCCUACAUCGUGGUCCAUUGCUGGCAGUGGAUGCCCCAGGAAUGGCUCAAGGGAAUCGGCCAUCCAAAAAGUAAAGGUUUCAUGAAAGGAUUUGGUUGCCAUUUCUUCCGACUUGACUUUUUGCUCUUUUCCCAAAUAAAAGAUCUCUGUUUGUAGCUUAAGAAAGAGGGGGAGGGGGAUGAAUGAAUGAAUUCUGAAAGUAUUUAAAAAAAGGGCUGAGGAGCAAGGGACUAAUGUAUGUGGCUGCUUAUCUGAUUGUCAUAAUGCCUUCAUUUGCUUGCAUUUUUAAGGAAGUAAGCCUGCUGUAGCAGUCCAAAUUGAUCUUUUGUUCCUGAGCAAAAUAAGCUACACAUAAUAAAAAUAUAUCUCAGAACCCCAUUUCUAUAAAAGUACCAUCCAGAAGUCCUCCUUUGAAUGUAUCUGAUUCCUAUAGACUUUAUCAUUUCACAGUUAUUCCCCCCAAGUAAAAAAAAAUCCCAAUGUUUGUGCAUAUAUAAAAUGUAUGCAAAUAUCUUUUUCAAAUAAUAUUUAAAUUGUAAAAACUUUUGUUGACACAUACUUUGUAUGUGCAGUUAUAUAUAUAUAUAUAUAUAAAAUAUAUAUUUGUGUGUGUGUAUUGUAAAGAAAAGUUGAGGUAAAGAGGUCUGAUUUAAUAGUUUUACUAUGUUUUUUUUUCCCCUCUCAGUUGUAAUUUAAUAAUCUUCAAACAAAAUGUUUAUGAAAAAUGCCAAAGAUUCUAAACCUUA